Messenger RNA from Penicillium subrubescens, 4107 nucleotides. RefSeq names its product GAS2 domain protein. The transcript has a single exon. Bases 1 to 4107 code for a protein of 1368 amino acids. The record is from RefSeq and is a predicted model, not a curated record. Gene Ontology annotation, molecular function: microtubule binding. NCBI's taxonomy places the organism in Eukaryota, Fungi, Ascomycota, Eurotiomycetes, Eurotiales, Aspergillaceae.
AUGGCAACCAGUCGAACGAGCCCUCUUCGCCCGUCGAUACGGCUCUCUCCCGUCCAUUCGCGAGAAAACUCCCGUUCGGCGUCCCCUGAGCGAAAUCCGGCCUCGUUAUACCAGAAAAUUGACCCCCUCCUCAGCAACCUAUCCCCAGAAUCCACUUUACACGCCCUAACAUCCACCGACGCCGUCCCUUCAAACGACAAUUUCUCUCACAAUGUCCUCUCGCAGAGUAUAUCUCAAGUCUCACCAGCCGAACGCGCCCUUGGAAUUCGUGCCGCCAUAGCCGCCCAGAACUUGGAUAUUUGGUAUAAGGAGGUACAAUCGUGGAUAUGGCCGAAACAUCGCGAAGCGAAGCUUGAAAGGGGAUUUCUGCCCCCGGCUGAAACUCCCUCACAGGCCAAUUCUGUCAUAUCGAGCUCUCUCUUGCUCCCGACAGCUAGUGGUAGUUGUGCUAGUGCUGAUGUGGAAUAUUAUGGCAGCUUGCCGGCAGCUGUGGUUGAAGAGUAUGAGAAAAGGAUUGACGAGAUCCGCGAUGGAAUGGAGAAUUUAGACGUGGAUGAGCUCAAGGAACACGUUCUCAAUGCCCACAUUCCAUCACGGUCUCGCCCUUCCUCCUCGACCAGCACAGUGUCCGUGCCCCCGCCGCUCAGCUAUGUACAACUCAGCGAUUUCACAGCCGUCGUCACUGCUACAAUCCUGCGCGCCUUACCACUCUUAUCACGACUAAAUAGUCUUCUGACUACCUGGGACGUUCGUCUCCUUGUCCUACGUCAAGUACCGGGCCUGCUAAGGGAGUUGAAAGCGACGCGAGCAUCCCUUGAUUCCUCCUUCCAUUCAUUACGGAUAUCGAACCCGAACGAGAACACCGACUCAAGACUCUCCGACUCACAUCUGCGCACCGAACAUGUUGACCUUGAAUCCACCGUGGUUGCAGUGGGUCGAAGAAUGGAUCGCGCCCUCGAUGCGUUGGAGGGCCGCCAGGAUUCCCUACCUGAGAGCUGGAUUGAUGACUUGGAGAGCAUCGAGUCGGACUUUGCUGCUUGGGUAGUCGAGGCCGAGAGAUAUAGGCUUCGCACGAAUUGGUUGCGUAUGAAGGUCCAACCGAAAGAGCCUGAGCCACUUGCAAGCCCUGAAGUUCUACAUGAAGUUCUACAUGAAGCUUCUUCACAGCCGCAGAUUGAAAGCUUGCCGGAGCAAGCAACAACAGCUAUCGAACCGGAGGCGCCAUCAGGACUGGAAUCUCCGAGAAAGACGAUUGAGGCACAUGGAGAGAAUGAUCCGACUCCCUCCCCCAUUGGGAAUCAACAUCCCGAAGAAGAGACCGAGACUUCCAUCACCUCGUCAAUUGAGAAGGAUCAAGCAUUGCAAGCAUCCUCUGAUACAAUUGAAUCCUCACUCGACCCUUGCUCUGAGACUGCGGACACUGUCUUGGCAAAUGCCCCAAAGGACCAGUCGCCAGUCCGUGGGAACUUGAUUGUCACCGAGGAUUUACAAUCUCCCACGCGACCCGCCUUCUCACGCAAUGAUGCGGUUGACAACUCGAAGCAGCCAUCCCCGUCUCGGGUGCCAUUACCAGUGACGCCUCACUCCGAGGACAAGGAAAAUAUCCCUCCUCCGGACUAUAUUCAAGAACGGCCUGUGUCGUCGUCUGGAUCAAAGCCCGCUGCUCUAUCAGAGCACAAUAUCACGGACGAUGAUGACCCGUUCGUUCAGAAGCCCGUCCCCUCAGGUGAAACCGAAACGAUCAAGACACCUAGUCUCUUUACAGCGGAGGUUGUACCGGAGCCAGAAGUCAUAAAAACCCCGCCCAGUACCAGGCCGAUGGCAGAUAGCGUCUGCUCUAUUCGUGAUGACGCUCAUGAAGAGUCCCCAGUGAUCGAACAUCAGUCUGAGCCGCCAAGGGAGAUAGUCAAGCAGAUUACGACAGCUUCAAACCCUUCUGAUACAAUUUGGGUAACCCCCAGGAAUCCCAAACCCGAGACACACCAGAUUGCUCCUGAAGAAGCGGAAUUGCCAAAAAUUGAUGUUUUCCCGGCAAAGGCUCCGAAUUACACACAAGACCCGUGUGAUCCUUUCCAGGAAUUCAUUCGGGAGACUACACAAAAAUCGGAGCCUGUGCGGCCUGCGACAUCCGAGUCAAGGCCUACUACUGCUGUGGCCCUUUCAAGGGAGGAAAAGCCGCCACAGGAACCCGUCUCCACCAGAAAACCGCUACAGAGUCCGAUCAAACUAUCAAAACCUCGGCCUGGAAAACUGAAUCUCGGCGAACAUGCUCAAAGACCGCGUCGGCACCAGCGGCGGUCAUCCACGGGCUCUGUGGGCUCUUUACUCUCCGACAACUCCUCUCUCAUUUCAAGCCCCGACGCCCCCGAGCCCCAAACGGGCUCCUCGCAUGACGGCCCCCUCAUCACUCCUUCUCGGCAGGAAUUCCCUCAAUCAGACUCAAUUCGCUCGCACGGUGAUCAUCUGUUGAGAGCCGACCGACUACUGCAACUCGAGAAUGAGAAGUCACCGCCAGCAGCGUUCCCCCAGAACCGCGCCGUGAGCCUGCCUCUUGAGCGCUUCAUCAACGAUGAGUUCGAUUUGGAUAUACGCGAACAGCCUGAACUAGGCGCUACUGAGUUUGCUUCUUCUUUCAAAGGGCAUGAGGUCGCUAAACCACCACACGCCAUCGUAGGUCACAAAACGCCUGCUCCACGAGUACCACCUCGUGGGUCUAGUCAACGCCCAAGACUUAUUCGUGGUAAAUCUGCAUCGGACCUCAAGGAAAGCGAAAACUUUAAGAAGAACGUCGAGCACAACAGGAAGGCAUUUGGCAUGAAUACCGCUCAUCGGGCCCUUCUUCAUCAGGAGCAACCAAAGUCAGUCCGUUUGCGCCAACGGCUCACGGCUCAUCCAAGCCUGGAGAGCCUCGGUGUCAGGAGACAGGAACUGCCAUAUGUGGAGGAAGAUGAAUCGGAGCUGGUCGACGAAGGCUCACGUCCAUCAUCUCCACAUAGGCGGAGGCCUCGCGACCACAUUGACGAAAAGAUAAAUUCUAUCCUGAGCACUCUUCCUGGUCGGAUUCACCUGGUCGAUCCAAACAAUGAAGGCGAUACUUCGUCUUCAUCGUCUUCCAUGGACCGCAAGAUGCGAGAUAGAGGCCAGUCCGAGUCGCCACAGGUACCCUCUCGCAGUAUUACCCCGGCUCCUUCAUUGAUGCUCAUGCCUGCCGCACGGAGACGAUUGUCCCACGCUCACAAGGCUGAAGACAGCUACGUGAAACUAUAUCAUCUGCAUCAUGGAGGUCAGACAGCGCCUACCAAGCUCUUUGUCCGUACUGUCGGAGAAGACGGGCAGCGCGUCAUGGUCCGUGUUGGUGGUGGCUGGGCCGAUCUUGGCGAAUACUUACGCGAAUAUGUCAUUCAUCACGGACGUCGCAAGGUUUCAGAAACGCCGCGCGUCGAGGUACAGGGUCUUGGAACUCGAACCUCGCCAGGCUAUCCCUCUCCCGCUGCCAUGUUGACAUCGGCAGCAGCUUCUCCCUAUAUUACAUCUGGUCGAGCUACUCCCUCUCGACCUCCAUCUGUUAUGAGUGCACGUCCCCAAUCGUCACUCACCGUCCGCAAGAGGCGCGGGUCCAAUGUUUCUGAUGCUUUGGGGCCCCGGUCGGUCACCACGGGAACGCUUAGUUCCUACAUCUCGCCUCCACCGGUUACACUGCCUGGUGGACGGCGUCUCUCGAUGUCCUCCAGCUACUCUUUUGGAGGCGCCCAUUCUCCUGCAAAUAUCGCUCUCGCUUCUCUCACCCACGAUUCUCAAUCAACACCCCUAGGUCUGGCAGGCCCGAAACCCCGCUCGCGACAAAUUUCCAUGAGUCCAGAGGGCGAGGCCUGGGUCGAGGAUGUCUUGCAGCAGACUCGCAGGUCUAGUUCCGUGAACCCCCCAUCAUUUGCCCUCAACGUUGCACCAGGUACUGAGAGCGUGAUAGACCCACACGAGGCCGAUGACCACGACUUGAACCGUAGCCAUGGCCGCCGGUCUUUACCCAAGGUCUCGAGUAUCAGUGAUAUCCGAUCUGUCGGCUCGAGUAAACGAGUUUCACUUCGCGGUCUUGGAAACCGUCGAUAA